This is a messenger RNA of Fopius arisanus, 1478 nucleotides long. RefSeq lists its product as uncharacterized. The record is from RefSeq and is a predicted model, not a curated record. NCBI's taxonomy places the organism in Eukaryota, Metazoa, Arthropoda, Insecta, Hymenoptera, Braconidae. Bases 214 to 1044 code for a protein of 276 amino acids. The transcript has 5 exons.
UUCUCAGUUUCUGCCUGGUCUCUGAGAGAGCUAGUCACAAAUCCUUCUAGGUUAUCGAAGAAUCAAAUUUCACUUAUCUUCCCUUACAAGAAGACUGCAAAGUGCUCUUCGUCACGGUACAAUAAUAUUUAGAUUGUUCAACGGAAUAAGAUCAGUAAGGAAAGGAGGAGGAUAUUGAGGUUCAUUGAGACAACAGAAACUAAUUAUUCAGUCAUGAAUCAACCGAAAGAAUACGCAGCAACAAAUGCUACCCAAAUUCGUAAUAUAUUGGAACUGAUCGGCCAAUUUUCUGAAGAGUUCAGGAACAUGAAUGGUCACAUUAUCGAUAUUGGCUGUGGUCCUGGAAAUACCACGAGAGAUAUACUAGUCCCAUGUGUGGGCAGGGAUGCUGUCAUUGUUGGUGCUGAUAUAUCUCCAUCAAUGAUUGAGUAUGCAGAACAGCAUUAUGCAGUGGCUGAUAAAUUGUCAUUCGUUCAAUUAGAUAUGCAAACGUCUGAGCUGCCAAAACAAUUGAUCGAACAAUUUGAUCAUGUAGUUUCGUUCUAUGCCCUCCAUUGGUGUAAGAAUACGAAGCAAGCAUUACAGAACAUCCACCAACUCCUUCGACCUGGGGGUAAAGCCAUUAUUCUAACCAUUUCCCAUCACAUGAUAUACGAGAUGUAUCCGGAACAGGAAAAGGAUCCAAGAUUUGCACCAUACAUGCAGAAUUCAGAUAAGUGGACACCUCCUCACCAGGGUCGUGCUGAUGCUGACGAGAUGAUGAAGAAGGAUCUACUUGCCGCUAAUUUCAAAGUAGAAUACUGUGUUAACAAAUGGGAAACGUUCACGUAUCCAAGUUUGGACACUCUAGUUGAUCUGGUGAUGGCUGUUAAUCCAUGUGUAAGUCAAAUGCCAAAGGAUAUCCAGAAAGAAUGCAGAGAAGAUAUGAAGAAACGUCUCGGGAGCAAGUGUGUUUCCAGCAAAGGAGAUUCCACUGUAGAUUGUCGCUUUUCGGUACUCACAAUUGUAAUCCAAAAACCCAAACAAUCAGCGGAAAUUAAUUAACAGAGAGCUUUGAUUGUUGUUUAGAAAAAAAGCUAAGAGUUUUUUUAAUUAAAAGAAAAAUACUGGAAAUUCCAAAUUUCUCGACAGUACAACUUGAAUUUUCGUUUGGCACGUACACAUUGAAUUGAUUGAAUGCAAUUAAAUUAGUUCAGAGUAGAUUGGAGUCUCAAAACCAUCGCCUUCCAAAAUUUGGCAAAUUCCAUUCAUAUUUCAACGACUGAUCGAGUUUUCAAAGUGAUUUUAGAAAUCGAAUUAACCCAAUACGGCCUCUAUAUUUAUUUAAAAAAUAAUACGAUUAUUAGAAAAACGAAAAAAGCUAGAGGAUAAGACUUCGUGAAUUCUAUAAUUACUCCGGAAUUUUCUAUUUUUAUUAAUCCACAAAAUAAAAUAUCUGAAUGUUUCUAUGUAAUUGCAUGUGCUAGUCGCAUGCCCUU